UUCAGAUCGAGUGAAUGCGGCCGCCUCCCUCUUCUCCGCGUACAAGGACGACUUUGUGGGCAGCGAAAUCAACGCAGCAGCAGUGCGCAAGUCUGCGCCGCGGCUUCGCUCCCAGCAAGGUCGCAGCGCGUGCCCGCGCAAGGAGGAGGAAGCUGCAGUGUGCGGCUUUGGCUCGCGUGCCGUGUGUUUAGCUUUGAGUUGCGCAGCAUUCUUCCGCCCCCAUAUUCCAUGAUUCGGUGCGCCCUGGUCCAUGGAGACGCAUCGCAUCUCGGAGACCUCACCAGCAAAUUAGCCGCGUAGCGGCGGCUUAGAGGUUGCCGAAGACAGCGGAUCGACGGACGAAGCAAGUUCCCAAGAACCACUUGCUGCUAUUAGGCAUGGCAGAAGGCAUUGUUGCCUCACUGAUGGUCAAGCUGGGAGUGGCCUUAGCAACUCAGGCGGCAACAUUUGGUGGAUCAUGCAUCGCUCAUGAAGUGACUGCUUUGAGAAGGCUCUUCAGUGAGAUGGAGGAGAUCAAGGAUGAGUUGGAGUGCAUGCAGACCUUCCUGCAGGUUUCUGAGAGGCUCAGAGACCACGACGAAACAAUGGCAACAUUUGUUAGGAAGGUACGGACGCUUUCCUUUGGCAUCGAGGAUGUUGUUGAUGAGUUCAGCUGCAAGUUCUGCGACGAUCAUGGUGGAGCCGCUUCCAGGGCAAUACGGAAGCUCAGGCGCAUCAGGACAUGGCACCGCCUUGCCUUUCGGCUUGUGCGAAUCAAAGCCAGCCUAAAAAUUGCCGUAGAAAGAGUUAAGAUGUUCAACACAGAAGGAAUUAGCAAGGUACAACAACCUCAAGCACAAGAUAAAAAAUUGGGACCAUCAGAAUCUGCUGGCCUUGUAACAGCUGAUUGUCCGGUUGGGAUUGAGCAUAACAGGGACUUGCUGAUUGGAUGGCUAACAGAUGAGAUCCAGCAGAACAUGGUGAUCUCUGUGUGGGGCAUGGGUGGAGUCGGAAAGACUACUCUUGUAACUCAUGUUUACAACAUUAUCAAGCCAAGAUUUGAGAGACAUGCAUUCAUUACAGUUUCACAACACUGUAGGUCCGUUGAUUUGCUAAGACAGAUACUGAAAAAGUUCUGCAAGAAGGAUCACAAUGUAACACUAUCUGAAGGCAUCGAUUCCAUGGAUCGUGAAAGCCUAGUCGAGAUUAUGCAAAGUUAUCUUCAUAGUAGAAGAUAUGUCCUCGUCUUGGAUGAUCUAUGGGAUGCUAAUGUUUGGUUCGAAAUCCGUGAUGCGUUUGCUGGUGGAGAUGGUUCCAGUAAGAUAGUUCUUACUUCAAGGAUCCAUGACGUCGCAUCACUAGCAAAAGACAAGUACAUAAUUGAUCUGAGACCAUUAGAAAGCCAGCAUUCAUGGGAUUUGUUCUGCAAAGAAGCAUUUUGGAAAAUGGAAGAUAAAAGUUGUCCUCGAGAACUGGAAGCAUCGGGUCAGAAAAUUGUAGAGAGUUGUGACGGCUUGCCAAUAGCUAUUGUGUGCAUAGGACGCCUCUUGUCCUUCAGAAGUCAGACUAGUUAUGAAUGGGAGAAAGUGCAGAAAGAUAUUGAGUUGCAGCUAACGAGCAAUUCGAUCCUUGAUAUGAACCUCAUUUUGAAGGUUAGCUUGGAGGAUCUGUCACACAAUUUAAAGAACUGUUUCCUGUUUUGUAGUUUGUUUCCAGAGGUCUACAGGAUCAGAAGGAAGAAGCUGAUCAGAUUCUGGGUAUCAGAGGGAUUCAUUAAAAGAACUGAAACAAGAACAGAGGAAGAGAUUGCCGAGGAUUACCUGAAUGAGCUAGUUAACCGGUGCCUGCUACAAGUUACUAAGAGAAACGAAUUUGGACGAGUUCGUGAAUGUCGAAUGCAUGACGUGGUCCGUGUUCUUGCUCUAUCAAAAUCGAAAGAGGAGAUGUUUUCUGCUGUUUAUGACUGCUCAAAAACAACCUCUUUACUAGGCAAAGCACGAAGGAUGUCAAUUCAGAGUGCUGAUUCUACGCUUUCAAGUCAUGAGAUGACACAUGUGCGAUCGUUACUUGUAUUUGACAAAUGUGUCCCUAUAGAUGCUCUAAGUGCUUCACUCACAUCACUCAAGUUGUUGUCAGUUUUGGACCUACAUGGCAUUCCAAUAAAAAGUAUACCUGUUCAAGUGUUCAGCCUGUUUAAUCUGCGAUUUUUGGGUUUGCGAGGAACUGAAAUUGAUGUGCUUCCUAAAGAAAUAAAAAAAUUACAGAACUUAGAAGUACUGGAUGCUUACAACACAAAAAUUACAUCACUGCCAGAAGAAAUGACAAGGCUCCGGAAGUUGAGGCAUCUCUUUGCAUCUGGAAUCCGAGAUGAUACUGACAGCAAUGUCGUGGUAUCCACUGGUGUAGCUGCUCCUCGAGGCAAAUGGCAUUCCACUAGUCUGCAGACCCUUCAAAAUUUUAAAGCAAAUGACGAGAUGUUGCAGAGCAUUGCAUGUUUGUCCGAGUUGAGGACGCUUGGCAUUACAGAUAUAAGAUCAGGCCAGUCUGCAAGCUUGUGCAGUGCCAUCUCCAAGCUGUCUAAACUUCAACAUCUUUUGGUGUCCCCGAAAGGUGAUGAAGCGCUUCAGCUUUCGUCUGUUCAGCUGCCCCAAACAAUUCAGAAGCUCGAGGUUGGGGGUCUGCUGGGGCAGGCGACAGCACAUAACCUCUUCACUUCCAUCCGAUACCUUGAGAACAUCACUCAUCUCCAUCUAUGGUUCUCAAUGAUAAAUCAAGAUCUCUUCCGCUACCUCCAAUCAGAUUGUUUGUUGUCGCUCUGUAUUCUGCAGGCGUUUCAAGGUGAGGAUAGGUCGUUCUCUGCAGGAUCAUUUCCCAAACUUCAGUCGCUUGUGGUACAUGGUGCAUCACAACUCAGCCGGAUUGAGAUAGAAGAAGGCUCUAUGGUGAACCUGGUCCGCCUUACGGUAACAGGUUGUCCAACACUGAAGGAGCUGCCUCAAGGUGUUGAGUUCCUCCACAAGCUCGAAACGUUGCAGCUCGAGAUCACGGUUGAUGACUUUCUUGAGAAGAUUCAGUCAGAAGAAUAAUGGGAGGUACACCAGAGCAAGAUUAGUCACAUCAAGAAGGUUUAUGUUGGAUUUUCAGGAAAUGAAUAAAGUACAUUCCACUAAUGGGUUCUUACCUCGUUUUUCUAGGCUGGACAAGAAAUAUGUGCUAAAUAGGGUAGGUAUUGCGUCUGGCCUACCUUUAUCUCAAAAUGGUUGUAACAGAUUGUAUGUUUUUUUUUGGCAAAAAUAGUUGUAACAAAUUGUAUGU
Triticum dicoccoides is the source of this 3294-nucleotide messenger RNA. RefSeq names its product disease resistance protein RPM1-like. Gene Ontology annotation, biological process: defense response to other organism. Gene Ontology annotation, molecular function: ADP binding. The transcript has 3 exons. Bases 378 to 3065 code for a protein of 895 amino acids. The record is from RefSeq and is a predicted model, not a curated record. Lineage: Eukaryota; Viridiplantae; Streptophyta; Magnoliopsida; Poales; Poaceae.